Messenger RNA from Galendromus occidentalis (western predatory mite), 4797 nucleotides. Its product is annotated as titin homolog. The transcript is spliced from 6 exons. NCBI's taxonomy places the organism in Eukaryota, Metazoa, Arthropoda, Arachnida, Mesostigmata, Phytoseiidae. The coding region runs from base 1 to 4797 and encodes 1598 amino acids. The record is from RefSeq and is a predicted model, not a curated record.
AUGAGCGAGAAAACCGGCGAAAGCUCUGCCGACGAAAAGAGCGAUGAUGACGUUCGACCGACCUCUGCUUAUUUCUAUUGGAUGCUUCAGCAUCGGCAGCGAUUGAUCGAGGAGAAUCCCGGCCUAUCGGUGACCGAGCUUGCUGAAGUAGCCGGUGAGACCUGGAGACAGCUGCCCAACAAGGAUAGAUGGAUAAGACUGAAUAAGGAGGCCAAGGCUAAAUGGGACAAAAAGCACGGCAGGGUUGCCGAUGAUGGUGCAGACGAAGUCAGCGAGGAUAGCGGAGAGGAUGAGGAUCACGAUGAGGAUGGAAUCAGUAUCGAAGUUAGUCUCGAAACGUACGGCACAGCAGGCACCAACACGUCUGAGAGAUCAGAAUCGAAGCGCACCGAGGAGCAUUCUAAGGAGGAGACAUAUUCGAGCGAGGAUCGCCGUCAUGAGAACGAUUCUGAGGGAGGAUCACAUGACGAGGACGAGGAUAUAUCUGCGAGCCGAUCUUCGGAAUCGAGGAAAAGAAAUGCUAAGCGCAAAAGCGACAAAAUCAAUGUCGCUAACAAAAAAGAUGUACGGAGGUCGGAAGAGAAGUCGAAGGAUACGAAAGAUAAGACAGCUAAAGACAUGAAGUCAGGGACCUAUCAUCAUGUGAAGGAUGGACAGAGGAAUCCCAGGAAGAAGGGGAACACGAACGACGCUGACGGGAGGUCUAAGGUAAAGAAAGAGCCAGAGGCUCGAAAGAGAAAGGCUUCAGUAGCUCAGAAGAAGUCCGAUGAUAAAAAGGCUGGGGGGGCUUCGGAGCAGUCUAAGCACAGGAAGGGUUCACUGGCUCAGAAGACGCUCAAUAAGGAAAGUAGGGCUCAGGCUCCUGAAAAGCCCAAGAAGAAGACCAGUCCGAAGGCUAAGAAGGCUUCUGAUCAGAAAGAUAAUGAGAAAGCUAGGAACGAGAAGUAUUCGAAGACUCAGAAAAAGACUGAUGGAAGGGAGCCUGGGGCUCUGAAGGAGCCUGGCAAGGGAAAUAGGGGGAGGCCGAAGAAGGGCGAGGAUCCGAAUGCUCCGAAGAAGUCCGAUUGGAGAAAAGAUGAUAGGAACGAGGAGUAUUCGAAGACUCGGAAGAAGUCUGAUAAGAGUAAAGAGACAGAAACCCAGAAGAAGUCUGAUAAGAGAAAGGAGCCAGAAACUCAGAAGAAGUCCGAUAAGAGAAAGGUGUCAGAGGCUCAGAAGAAGUCCGAUAAGACAAAGGAGGCAGAGGCUCAUGAAGAAAGGAAGGAGUUAGAGCCUCAGAAGAAGUCCGAUGAGAGGAAGGAGUUAGAAACUCGGAAGAAGUCCGAUAAGAGAAAGGAGUCAGAGACUCAAAAGAUUUCCGAUAAAAGAAAGGAGUCAGAGGCUAUGAAGAAGUCCGAUAAGAGGAAGGAGUCAGAGCCUCAGAAGAAGUCCGAUAAGAGAAAGGAGCCAGAAACUCAGAAGAAGUCCGAUAAGAGAAAGGAGUCAGAGACUCAAAAGAAAUUCGGAAAGAGUUUGGAGACAGGGAUCCCGGAGAAGCCUGGGCACAAGAAGAAGAUGAUGAUGGACGGAAGGUCCAAGAUUGAAGAAGAGCCAGAGGCUCCAAAGAGAACCCUAAGCCAGAAGGCUUCGCGGGCUCAGAAGGAGUCCGUUGCUAGAAAAGCGAGCGGAGCUCUGAAGGAGUCUGAGCAUAGAAAGAGUUCAAAGGCUCAGAAGUCCGGAAAGGCAAGUGAGGGACAGGCUCCAGAGGAGCCUAGGGACAAAAGGGAUCCGACGGCCCAGAGGGAUUCUGAUGAGAAAAUUACUGGAAAGGCAAGCAGGAAACAGGAUUCAAAGACUCAGGAGAAGCCUGAUGAGAAAAAGGCGCCGGAGGCUCCGAAGAAGUCUGAGCUUAAGAAGAAUUCGAAGGCUCGGGUGAAAUAUGAGAUCGGGAAGGAUUCUAAGGCUCAGAAGAAGUCUGAGGUCGAGAAGAACUCAAAGUCUCACAAGGAGUCUGAGCUCGGGAAGAAUUCAAAGGCUCAGAGGAAAUCUGAGCUCGAGAAGAAUUCUGAGGCUCAGAAGCAGCCUGGGGUCGAGAAGAAUUCAAAGUCUCAGAAGGAGUCUGAGCUCAGGAAGAAUUCAAAGGCUCAGGGGAAAUCUGAGCCCGAGAAGAAUUCUAAGGCUCAGAAGAAGUCUGAGCUCGGGAAGAAUUCAAAGGCUCCGCAGACGUCUGAGCUCGAGAAGGAUUCUAAGGCUCAGAAGAAGUCUGAGCUCGAGACGAAUUCAAAAGCUCAGAAGAAGUCCGACAAGAAAGAGGAGCUAGAGGCUUCGAAGAAGUCCAAGCACAGAAAAAGUUCAGAGGCUCAGAAGGAGUCCGAAAGGGAAGACAAGAGAAAAGCUCCGAAGGAGGCUAAGGACAAUGAGGGUCCGGGGGCUCAGGAGGAGUCUCAUGAGGAAAAUGAUGUAAAGGCUAUGGACAAAAAGGAUACAAAGACUCCGAAGAAACUUGAGACGUCGAAGAAGUCUGGAGGCAAGAAGGAGUCUGAGUGCCCGAAUCCAUUGAAGUCGAGGAUCGGGGAUGGAAGGGAAAAAGACGCUGGCAGACAGGAUUCCAGGGCAUGGAGGUCUCCGUGUAAAGACGAGGAACUUCCUUCUGAUGGGACUUCUGAUAAGGAAGACCACGGAAAGGGGACGGGGAGCAGUUCCCAAGCUGGAGAGCCGAGAAGAUCGCCAACGAAGCGAAGGAAGGGGCUCGAGGCUCCGAAGGAAUCUAGAAGUAGACAGGCUGCUCAACAGGCUCAGCAGGAAUCCGAUGAGAGGAAGGUCUCUCCCUCGGAGCAGAGGAGCAAGAGAGAGAAAAAUGAGGGCGUCAAAGGAGAGGAACUGUCGAUACCCGAAGUCCUGGAGGGAAGACUUACGAGGAAUCGAACUUCCCGAACGGCAAGAGAAGAAGGUAGUAAAGGAACAGUUAGUCGAGAUGUGAAAUCGACAUCUGGGCAGGAGAAGAGACAGUCCUCUCAAGCUCAAUCUCCCAAUCGUGAAGAAGGUGGGAAAGGUGGGGAAGGGAAGAACCCAGGCAAGCAGCCUCCGCGCUCCCGAGCCACAGAGAGAGAGAACCCCACUGGCGGAUCCGCUGAUGAGAUUGACGAUGAGAAUAGGAUCAGGGAAGAUGAGCCUGGGGGUAGAACAUCGAAGUCUGCGUCAGGGGAGGACACGAUCUUCUUCGAGAGGAAGAAGCAGGGAGCGAUGACUGGAGCCGUGAAGGGUGCAGAAUUGUCGGAAGCGCACACUGAUGGAGAUGAGCCCAAAGGGGAAAAAUCUGCCGACAAUGGCGAAUUGAAGGAGAAUGCGAAGUCUUCGAAAGCCCCGCGCCUGGGAAGGAAUCCAUUCGAGAAAAAAUCCAUCUUUGAGGAAGCGGUUGAUGCGAUGAAGAGUUUGAGGAAAAAGUCGACGACGUUCAAAAAUCGAAGCUGGAGCAUGAAGCUCCCGUUGUGGAAAAAGAAGAAGAUCCCUGACGAGGGAAAAUAUCACGAAGCGAGGACGGAGGUCGUGGAGGAUGCAGAACUGCCGGAAGCGCGAGCUGGAGAAGAUGAGCUCACCGGGAGAAAAUCUGCCGUCAAGGCCAAGGACGGCGACGGCAAGGAGGAUGCGAAACCAUUCGAAGCCCUCAGCUUGAAAAAGAAGCUAUCCGAGAAAAAAUCCAUCUUCGGGAAAGCGGCUCAUGCGAUAAAGAAGUUGAGGAAGACAGUCGACGACGUCAGAACGCUCAAACCCGAGGAUAAUUCUCUGGGUACGAAACGAGAAGAAGGUGGUAAGGGGGGAAAUCAUGAAGUUGAGCAAUCGGAAUUGCGACGGAGGGAAAGAAACUCCUUCCAAGGUAAAUCUCCCCAUCGUGGAGAAGCGGAGACGGAAGCCGAGGAGGGUGCAGGGUUCUCGAAUAGGCAAGCUGAAAGACAUGAACCAGCCGGGAAAGAAUCCGCCGAUAUAGCAAUGAACAGUGAAGGCGAGGAGGAUGCGAAGUCACGGGGAACCUCAAGCGUGAAGGAGAAGCCUUCGAAGAAGAAAUCCAUCUUCGAAGGAGCAGCUGAUCUGAUGAAGGGUUUGAGACGGAAAGUUGAUGUCAAGAAGCUCAACCCGAAGAACGCGGCAAAAGAUUUAUCGAAACCUGGAACGGAGGACGAGGGAGAGAACUCCGACGGAGCGGAGUCAUUGAAGAUGGCGAGUCAGAAGAAGAAUCCACCCGAAGGGCAACCAGUCGAGAUAGCUCAGAAGGCAGCUGAGACAGUCAAUAAUUCGGGAACCGAGCUCGCGGACGCUGAAGCAGAUCCGAUGGUUAAGAACGGGAUGAAAGGAGCCGGCAUAUCUUGGCAAAUGAGUAGCGGCAGAAGUUCUGGUGGGAGUGAAGAAGUUUCGGCCAAGAGUGAAAGUAGGAAGACGAAAGCGAAAGGCAGAAAGGCGGUUCGCCCGACAACGCCUUACUUUUUGUGGAUGCUGCGGAAUGUGGACCGGAUCAAAGCUGACAACCCUGGUCUGAGCGUCGUCGAAAUCGCGAAGAUUUGCGGCGAAGAGUGGAACGAGCUUUCUGAUCAAGAAAAAUGGGUGAAAAAGAAUAAAAAAGCCCGGGAGGAAUGGCGCAAAAAGCACGGACCCUACAAGAAGGGGGCGCGUCAAAAGAACGCUAGCGAAAAAGAUGAAAAAAGCGCAAGUAGAAGCCGCAAGAGUAAAACUGAAGAGGGCAGCGAGGAUGAUGACGACGACACUGAGGAGAAUGAUGGUGGCGCUACAGACAAUGACGAAGACGAGGACCAAAGUGGCGAAUAG